Molecule: messenger RNA, 685 nt
Organism: Alosa sapidissima (American shad)
Lineage: Eukaryota; Metazoa; Chordata; Actinopteri; Clupeiformes; Clupeidae
Product: histidine triad nucleotide-binding protein 1-like
Exons: 5
Coding region: 88-561 (157 amino acids)
Cellular component (GO): cytoplasm; mitochondrion
Molecular function (GO): hydrolase activity
Source: RefSeq, a predicted model, not a curated record
AACUGACAUAAAACCUGACAGAAGAAGAAGCUGAAGAGAUAAGUUGAACUUCAACGUUGCCUACCUUUGGACUGAUCCGUUUUGAAGAUGUUACGAGGCAUUGGAUUUCUGACAGUGAAUACAAUACGGUCUAACGGCGCACUUUCUACCCAGAGAAGAUUGUACAGCGGUGGAGAUGAAGUGCGGUUGGCAGAGGAUGCCCAGAAGAGUCUCAAAAGUCAUGCUCCAACCAUUUUCUCAAAAGUAAUAGAGAGAAAAAUUCCUGCUGAUAUCAUAUUUGAGGAUGAUGAGUGUUUAGCAUUCCGAGACAUAAAUCCACAGGCCCCUGUGCAUUUCUUGGUUAUCCCCAAAAAAAUCAUUUCGAGGAUCAGCGAAGCUGAAGAUGAUGAUGCACCAAUUCUUGGCCACCUCUUAACUGUUGCUAAAAAUGUGGCACAUAAAGAAGGACUACAGGAAGGGUAUAGACUGGUGAUAAAUGAUGGAAAGAAUGGUGCACAGUCUGUGUACCAUCUUCAUAUUCACGUGCUUGGAGGGAGACAAAUGAAUUGGCCUCCAGGCUGACCUGGUUCUUUUGAUAUCAUGUGACCUGAUGACAAAUUCACCUGUAUUAUGGAAAUUAAGUGUUCAUGCCGAAGAAAGCAUAAAGGACAGCUGUGUAACUUUCAAAUAUAAAAAUUUUUUCAAA